UUGAAAAGGUAACUAGUUCUUUUUAUAUAUUGUAUCAAGGUGGACCAAGCUUGUUAAGAUGAACAAGAAUACUAUGUGAUUCAGUAAAGAGAACGCCGGGGUUCUCUCACACAAGGAAGACGGUGAAUGCAUCAAUAUCUUAUCUAAAAUGAGAAACACAACCUGGAGUGUUAAGAUGGACAUACUAGUCUGUAAUUUAUGAACACAGAUGAAGAAAACUAUAAAUAGAUGAGUUGAAGUUAUUACUGCCAAUAUGGCCGCCGCUCCUGGAACUUUAUCUGAGAUCAGUAUGCUGAACUUUGAACACAUCAAAUACGGAGAGCCGUGUCCCUUAAACGACCAUGUCAUAACCCGGAUGAUGCGAGAUUUUCGGCUUCAAGUAGAGCAAAAAGACAUUUCAUCACUUCUAGCGCAGUGUCUAGACGAUUGUCAUGGAACAGAGGCAAUAGUCAGCAACCGGAGAAAGGCGAUAGCUACCAGUGAUUACAUACAAAAUGCAAAUAACAAUCUGUUGAACUGGCUAACUGGUGGAAGUGUUGGGGACGGGUUCCGAAUGAAGACUUCAGAUUCCGAUGCAAUGCAUGUUAUGAUGUCUGUAGUGGUGGUUGAUCCUGACCAGACACACCUCAUUCCUCAGGAAGGCAUACGAAAAACAAUUCUCUAUAUGAAGGAAGGAGGUUGUAGGCCUGGGUAUGUAACUCUUGAAAUAGCACGACUUGCAGACGGAUCUGGAACAACCACCAUAUUUAAUGACGCUAUUAUUCCUUUUGGUGACUCGAUGUAUUUAUCUAGUGAUAUUUACAGACAGGGCAAGGCUGACGCACUUGCUAGGGCGAUCGGUGUAGGGUAUGUGUCGAAUGGGCCGUGCUCAACUGUAUAUUCCAAACAUUAUGGGAAUAGCAUAGACAUUUCAGAUGCCUUUCCCUGUAUAAGUUGGCCAAACGCAGCUCAUGAAUGGAUACAUCGGCCUCGACUCUAUGGUUGGCCAGCUCAGACAAUGAUUGAUAAGAUAAUUCAGGGUGGGUGUCAUGUCGUACCAGUUGGUGAUAAAUGUUCCACAGACACACUGCUACAAUGGAGGAUUUCCUUUGCCUGUGCAGAGCAGAUGUUGGUUCAUUCUCUUACCCAUCCACAGUUCAGGGUAUAUGGAUUAUUGAAAUAUUUCCUUCUCCAGAUCAAAGACUUGUUAGAUCACAUUAUUGGAGACAGAGAUGUCAUUUGCUCAUAUUUCCUAAAAACACUUAUUUUCCAUGCUGUUGAAAACUCCCCUCAUUCGCUAUGGAGCACGCAAAACACAUUCAUAUGCUUUCGGUUUUGUCUCUCCAUUUUGACUUCAUGGGUGAAAUCGGGUUACUGUCCAAACUAUUUCAUUCAAAGUAAUAACAUGUUUUUAAGGAAAAUUCACGGAGAAACCCGCCAAAGGCUGGUGCAUUUACUUAAAGAUAUGUACAACAUGAGCUGGAUGUGUUUAUGCUUAAAGUCGGAUAGAAGUCCCUACAUUGGACGUAUGCUUCAACAACACAAAGGUGCGACGUUCAGACAACCCCCUGAAUACAUCAGGGAUUUAGACUUAUUUAGAGAGUGUUUGUUUUCAUCACACAGGCAACGCAAUGGAAACGGAAAACUGUACUCGUCAAUGCAAUGCCUCCAUACAUCUCAUACGGAUGCCGAUGACUUUAUUGCUUACUUUGCAAUUACAACAACACUCACCAGUAGAGCCAGUGAGUUAUUUGGCGAGUCAAACACUGGAAGUAAUAAACAGAAGUAUAUUUCUAUGAAGAAAUGUAAACACUUUCUGACUCCACAAGCACUGAUGUGUACCAGUCCCGGACUGAUGAUGCUGGCGACCUUCCACUACCUUACAGCAGACUACAGAAAAACACUUCAGAUGUGUGCGUAUAUGAGGUCAACAGGUAAACUUUUACAUUGGCAAGUCAAUACCAGCGACUGACAUAUCCAGGGAAUCACAUCUGGAGACUUCAAAUACAAGUAAGAUAUUUUUUUCUAAAUAUGUACGGUACUGUCAACAGGGGUACUCACUUUAUCAAAGAUUCAGAGAAGUGUUCUACUCCUGUUUGGUGUUUACCAGAUACGACACUGUGUUGUGCUUGCCUCAGCUACACCUCGAGAUUACCAGAAAUCCUUUGGGUGUCUACAUCCCUCCACUGCCGUACGCAGCAUUUCUGUCCUUCCUGUGCUACCAUGAACUUGGUGACUUGAGGAGACGUGACAUGGAGCUGAUGAACUUACGGGCGAUGAACUACGACCCUUACCAAGGAGGACACAAUUACUGGAUGGUUCACACAUUACUGGGGAUCUGUUACCAAACUGUGGGAGACAAACACAGGGCCAUCAGGUCGUUUACAGAUUCUUUACGUGUGAUGCCUGACUUUAAUCCUGCCGUGGAGAGAAUAGAUGCUCUAAUCAGUUCCAGUGGUAGGGCAUCAUAUUGAAGUGGAAUAUGAGGAGGUUAGCAUGGCGUACAGGAGGAAGAACGUUAGACAUAUCGGUUUAUCACUGAAACCCAUCACUGUAUCAAUUAUAUAAAAUAUAGUUUUUACCACCAGAGCGCAUUUGGUAAACCAGGAUUUGAUCUAGAUUUCCGUGGCAGGUAUCGUAAUAUUGCUUUUCAAAUUACUUCAAAAGGUUACAAUCUUACUAGAUCAUUUGGUGUGGUUUUAUCUCACCCCUUUAGAAAACAACAUUUUGAGAAUAAGCGCAUUGCCACAUUUGUAAUUGUUAUGUAGUGCAUAAAUAGUUACACAUAUCUACAUGAAUAAAAUAAGAGAUAUUCGCAUGCAUUCACAGUAACAUGGAUGUUCGUUUGGUAGUUCUCAUCUAUCUAUUUAGUUUUAUUUAUAUGAUCAAUAUCAUUGAUUAAAAUAUUCUAUCCAACUCUGAAAUUUACUUAUCACACCCAACGUGGGCAGUUAAAUAAGUAAGUUGGGUAUUUAUUGUGUUACGAACAAAUUUGACUCGAUUUGAAUCACAGAUAUCGUAGAUACCCAAAUUUCAAAGCUCGAUUUUAUUGAUAAUUGUGAUAAUCUAGAGACAGGUGCAGUCUAAAGUGCGACCAAACAAACAGGAACAAAUCGGGGAGAAAAGGGGUAAAGCUAUAACCAGUUUGUUACGUAAAUUCCUUCUAUAACAACGUGUACCAGUUAGGGAAUUGUCAUUUCAAGAUGGCGGGAAAUCAUGAUCACAGAAGAUAGAAGUAUGUUCUAAGCAACAUGAUAACUUAUUUAUCAAAAUACUCCGACUGAGACAAGUAUAAAAUAUAACUCAGAAAUAGUUAAAAUCUAUAUCACAGCCCUUACUACACGCUGUUUAUUUCAUAAACAACUUUGAAACCAGGCAUCGAGGCGGGAUUCGAGUUUUGUUCGCUCGCACAGUCAAUCUUGACAAAGAAACAAUUUCGUACGCAUUGUUACGUAUAUUGUUUGUGUAAAGAUAAGCCUUGUAUAUAUAAAGCUAUCGUCUAUUUUGGGUAGGUGGUUGAUUCUUAGGUGACCAUUUACCGGUGAAAGUGAAUGUUAAUUAAUGUUUUGAUAUAAGUCAUGACAUAUUUUUAAAACGAAAAUCAGCAAAUGUUACUUGCAAUUGAAAUUGUUUGUACCAAUAUCAGAGUGUUUGCGAGAGUAGCUAUAGCUUGAUCUGUGUUUCUUUUGAAAAUGAAACACUCUCUGUUAACAAAGGCCCACCAACACUUCAUAAUAAACCAAAAUAGUUGUUUUGUUUACAGACAGAAAUGUAGAACUUUAAAAAAAAUCUAUCUCAAAGCAUGUAUGAAAUAAUACUUUUCUAUGGGUAAACAUAUGACAUUUACAAAGGUACUUUCAGUCUUGAAUUCCAAAAAAAUAUUUUAUAUUUUAACUUUAAUGUUUGCAAACUACAUAUAUGACUAUAGAUUUUUUUCGGAAAGGGAAUAAAUUUUCACAUUGGAUUUCCCAAUAGUGGGUAAUGUACAGGUGAAAUACAGGUAGUAUGGCCUUGGAUUGUAAAAUUGCAAGGUAACUAGUGGUCCGUUACGGGUACAGUAUACAUUUUCAAUAGUUACAUUACCGUUACAUUACAACGGUAUUCAGUUUCGUUUUACCUAAUGCGGUACCUCACCAGCAAAACCUGUCUCUUCAGAAACAACAUAUUGUUGACGGUAAUGUUAUUUCUACAAAAACAACAUGUUGUUGACGGUAAUGUUAUUUUUUACAAA
Messenger RNA from Pecten maximus, 4210 nucleotides. RefSeq lists its product as uncharacterized. The record is from RefSeq and is a predicted model, not a curated record. The transcript is spliced from 2 exons. Lineage: Eukaryota; Metazoa; Mollusca; Bivalvia; Pectinida; Pectinidae. Bases 254 to 1951 code for a protein of 565 amino acids.